Messenger RNA from Paramecium tetraurelia, 1167 nucleotides. RefSeq lists its product as uncharacterized. Lineage: Eukaryota; Ciliophora; Oligohymenophorea; Peniculida; Parameciidae. The transcript is spliced from 2 exons. Gene Ontology annotation, molecular function: protein binding. The record is from RefSeq and is a predicted model, not a curated record.
AUGUUUGUUGAAGAUUAUUAUAGGAGACUCAUUAAAUAGUAAUGUAAACUAACUCCAAAGGAAAUUAAGACUGAUAGACCAUGGUACCCAAAAAGACUAUAAAAUGAAACCAAGAAGGAGGAAUUUAGAUUCUUUAUGUUACCUCCAAACAAAAUGAUCACCUUACUAAAAAAAAAUAAAUUGUCUGCUCCCAACGAUAGGAUAAAGGAAUUCUUGCAUAGCCAUUCUUUGAAAUAAAUAGUUGAUUUUGGUGAAACCCUGCAAAGCACAUUAGACUUGAAAGUACAAAGACCUUCAAUAUAAAUACCAAUUCCUAAAAAUACUCCAACGGGACGACAAUUAUUUCCAGUCAAAAGAAGGCCAUUGUAAUUACCGUCAACAAGGGUUAUUACUGAGCCAAGCAAGAAAUCAUCGUCUCAAUGCAGGAGUGUGCAUAAGUUUAUUAGAUUAAAAUAAAGCGACCAUUCAAAUGAAGAACUAUAUAACAUAAUUACAAAACUUAAUCAUUCCCCUCUGCAUGUAGACACAACAAGCAUUUGCAAGAAAUAGAUUCAGCCUUAAAAAGUAGUUUAACCUCAACCCUACAUAAAACCUGAAAUUCCAAAAAGCGUAUUGCCAUAUCCUCCAAGAACAAAAAAACAAUUGAGAUAAUUUCUGUUGAGAGCACUUAAGAAAAUCAAGGCUUUAGGUCUUACCAUUAAGUAUGUUAUGGAACAUAAAAUAUUUUCAAAAAAACCUUAUGAAAAGAUGAAUUCAAAGGAGUUCAUUCAUGCCGCCAAACAGAACAAAAAAGAAGAUAUCAAAAACUACCUUUAAAUCAACCCUUAUUUGGUAUUUGAAUAUGAUUUUUACAACAUGACCGCUCUACAUUGGGCUUGCAAAAAGGGUUAUCUUGAAAUCGUAGAGAUUUUACUUAAGUAUCAUUCUGAUAUUGAUGGAGUUGAUAUCCUAUAUCGAACUCCAUUGAUGCUGUCGAUUUAAGAAAACCAUCUAGAUGUUGCACAUCUGCUUUUGACCAAUGGAGCAUAUCCUUGGAGUACAGCUAUAACAGAUUUAAAGAGUGUUCUGGAAGAAAAUGAACGUGCUCAACUUCUCCUUACUCGAGUUCGAAGGUUGUAAAUAAUGGCCAAAUGGACUCAAUCAGGAGAAUAUUUGAAUCUAAUUUGA